Molecule: messenger RNA, 3665 nt
Organism: Harpegnathos saltator (Jerdon's jumping ant)
Lineage: Eukaryota; Metazoa; Arthropoda; Insecta; Hymenoptera; Formicidae
Exons: 6
Coding region: 666-1643 (325 amino acids)
Cellular component (GO): membrane
Source: RefSeq, a predicted model, not a curated record
CUGCUUCGUUUCGUAAGAAAUAGCAGCUGUCGAGAUAAUUUGAAUUUGUAAGUUGCUCUCGCUGGACCGUUCUCAAAUUAUGCAAAAUCUCGCUGCCAAGAGUGUGCAAGACUGUACUCUCUAUAUCGGCGAUCUCGAUACUUAUCCGCCUUGCCGAUAUUACGUAACUUUGCAAUCGAUCGGGAUCUCCAUUACGGCGAGAUCGAUCGCCAAGUAUCGAUAUAGGCGGGAUCAAACGCGAGAAGCGCGGGAGGGCGCAUCCGCGAUGCACCUGCGUGUCCUCCGCAAUGCGGAAGUUUAAAGAUGUAAUCAGCGAUGGUGUAUACCGACCGCGUUAAUACCAGCGAACACGUGCGUUAUUAUUAUUCUUGGAGCGGUCGACUGAGAUUAAUUCGACGAUGGACGGAAUCGUAUUGAUCACACGUUUACGUUACACGCCUCCAGCCGCCUCUCGCUGUAUUCUCGCGCGCGUGAUUUACGCGGAAAACGCGGCGGAAACGGCGGCGGUAUUUACUCGGGUUACUUCUCCGCUGUUUCACGACGCCGAGGGUUUCCUCGGAGUGAGACUUCGCUGGCCGGAAUCGUGGGAAAACAUUACGCCCAGAGAAAAAGCUCGAGGUAAUUCGUCGUCCCGAGACGAUUGACAUCGUUCGCGGCGCGUGAUCAUGGCGGUUGAUAUUCUGGACGAAGAUCACCUGGCCGUGAGCGCAAUCGUCACGGUCGGUAUGCAACUGAUCUUCUUCACGAUCGCCGCCACCUUCCAGUUGGACAAAUUGACGGAUUUCGCCGGUGGCACCAACUUCAUCAUCCUCGCCCUCCUCACUUUUUUUCUCGGUCAAGUGGGCAAGACGUACGACAGCCGACAAGUCAUGGUGACGCUGUUCGUGUGUGUGUGGGGCGUGCGGCUAUCCGGGUAUCUCUUGUAUAGGAUCGUCAAGAUAGGUCGCGACAAGAGAUUCGACGAUCGUCGCAGCAACGUCAUCCGCUUCGCCGUGUUUUGGACAUUCCAGAUCGACACUGAGGAGAACAUCUCGAUCGUUUCGCAGGCUGUGUGGGUGUACGUCGUCAGUCUGCCUGUGAUAAUUAUUAAUUCCCCGCGUCACAAGAUACCGCCCGCGCCGAAAACCAUGACGACGCUGGACAGCGCCGGCACCGGACUCUUCGUCAUCGGUUUCUUAGCCGAGACUUACGCCGACCUGCAAAAGUUCGCUUUCAAGCAGGACCCGGUGAACAACGGGAAGUGGUGCAACGACGGGCUCUGGAGGCUGUCGCGGCACCCGAACUACUUCGGUGAGAUCGUGGUCUGGUGGGGAAUCUUCGUGAUAUCCUUGAACGUGAUCGAAGGCGCGGAAUGGGUGGCUAUCGCUUCGCCGAUCUUCACCACGUUCAUCAUUUUAUUCCUGUCGGGCAUGCCGUUGUUGGAAAAAGCGUCGGAUGAGAGAUACCGGGACAACGCCGAGUAUCGCUAUUACAAGCAAUCCACGUCGCCGCUGAUACCGAUACCGCCGUCCAUCUACGUGGAAGUGCCACGAUUCCUCAAGUUCAUCCUGUGCUGCGAAUUCCCGCUGUACGACUCCCUGGACGUGAAGCCGCGCUCGGCCGUCACCGAGUCGACGUCCAUCAGCUUGGCCGCGUCCACGUAGCUAUAACCACACGCCGGACGACCGAAUUCAGAGUCCGGCGUGCAGCUGACGACCACCGCCACAACCACGGCCAGUACAGCCUUCUAAGCGCACUCCACCAGCGCGUCUCGGCGCAGCCACGAUAGUUCCCCUCUGUCUUGUCUGUCCUUCCCGAAUACGGCUAUGAUCCUGACAUGCUGAUAUUUGUGAUCUUCUGGAUACACGUUUGGUUUCCUCUUGGUGUCGGCAUUAUUCUCACAGGGUUGCUCGGUAUGAACGUGUUCGAAUGGGCGCUACUAGGUCGGUAUUGGUGGAUGGAUACCAUUUGAGACAGAUCCUUUUCUUCGGGAUAGAAGGGAUCACUAAGGCGAGGUAUUAUUUUUGUAAGCAAAAGUUCUCACACCGCGACGGCCAUUGAGAGAACGGGCGGUGCUUCUUCACGGUGACUUCUUAUGCAGGAUCGAAUGAUGAGAAAGAAGUAGAAGGAGGAGGAAGAGGAGGAGGAGAAAAAAUUAUUUUUGUAGCGAUGUACGAAUAUAUUAAUGUAAAAGUUAGCUUGCUGAUGACCAAUUCGAACGUCUUUCCUGCACGACAAGUCACUGACGGUAAUUUGCGCGUGUAUCUGAAUUAUUCUCUUAAAAAGUGCAGAGGCUAGCAGCACGCGAUAUGAGAUAUACGAUACUUCGUGCUCGAAGUGAUAGCUAGAUUCUGAGGGCACUCGCAAAGGUGUGUCAUUCUAUAUUUGGCGCUCAUUGAGGCGCCGGUUGAGGAAUAGAACGAACGAUGCGAGGAUAUGAUACUCUAAAAGUGAUCUCUGCUGACACGAGUUCUGUCAUUCGUUUCUCAUGUUUAUUGUUGACUAACAAGUACACACAUGUCUCAAGUAACGCAUAAAACAAAAUCUAAAAUUGAGAUUCGAACUCGUAAUUGCGAUAAGCCGGAGAUGAAGCAAACAAAUAGUUAAUUCUCAACUUGAAAUUUCGUCAAUAGCGACGAGUUAUAAAGUCGGCAUGGAUUAUAAUGGACAAUUAUAAUAAUUGACACUUGACACUGUGGAUUCAUUGAGGAUAAAACAAUUGGCUGAAAAGGCUAAACAAUACAAUACAAUACUCUGAUUCUUGCAAUUCACAGCGAGAUACGGUACAAGAAGAAGCAAUACACAUCGUGAAAAGAAUAAGAGAAUGAACGUAACUGAAUUUCAUCGCGUACCUCGUUACGAUUGCUGUUUAUUCCGUUAGUGCGUCACAUAGGACGCUCACGAGGUAACGUAUUAGAUGCGAUACACGAAUACACGGUGAUACAUCUAUUGUGUGCUACGUUACCGUCGUUUCUUUACCCAUCAUACAUUCGGCUCAAUGGAUCGAAUCAUCAACAUGCUUCCUACGAUUAAGUAUGCCCUUAGGAAAAAUUAGAACUAAAAGUAAGUAAAAGAGGAAGAAUUAGAAUUAAAAAGAAGUAAAAAAGGGACUUCGAUUUAGGUUUGAAAUAGUGAAGUAAAUUCGGAUCGCGAUUGUAGUGAACAUAGACGUAAAGCAAAAAAAAAGAAAAAAAAAUGAAAAUACGGUUUAUCUUAUCGAAACGAAGCAACGUGUUUAACAAUGUGUCAAGAGAUCGAAACGAACCUCUAUCUAUACGUAGAAAGAUUCGAAAGAACAGAUUUGUCCCAUUCUUGUUGAAAAUCGAGGCUUUCAGUCGUAUUAUUGAGACUUUAGCAAUAUUAAACAUAUCUCUGUGCCGAGAAUAGGAUGUCCUUAUAAAAUACGAGAUAUUCGAUGAAGAAAAGAAAAAAAAAGAAAAUACAAAUUACAAACGAAAUCGACGAUAAGAAACAUACAUAAUAUACUUGGGAUAACAACUCAGUUUGACGUGACGAGCGAGGCAGCGAUCCCCUUCGAGGAUCGACGAUUCAAAUGUUACUUCUUCAUUCUUCAUUGUUAUGUAAGUCUUCAAAGUUUAGAUAAUAAAGAAUGAUUGACUCCUUUAAUGAUUGUGCAUUUUCAUUUCGAAUACGUCGGACGAUACACGAUAUUAUUUCAACGCAAA